AUGCCUAUGUCCGACCUCCUGGUGGACGGAGCCGCGAAGCACGAGCUCCUGUCUUUCAUGGAUGGCCACGCUGGUUACAACCAAAUCUUCAUAGCCGAGGAAGAUGUCCACAAGACGGCGUUCAGAUGUCCAGGCGCAAUCGGGACUUAUGAAUGGGUAGUCAUGCCAUUCGGCCUGAAGAACGCCGGCGCAACGUACCAACGAGCUAUGAACCUUAUUUUCCACGACCUAAUUGGCCGAACCGUUGAAGUCUACAUCGACGACGUUGUUUUAAAGUCCCCAUCCAAAGCUGACCACGUGGGGCAUCUUCGACAUGCUUUCAAUCGCAUGCGGGCACACGGCCUAAAGAUGAACCCUAAGAAAUGUGCUUUCGGCGUCACCACCGGGAACUUUCUCGGUUUCUUGGUCCACCAACGAGGGAUCGAGGUAGAUAAGAAUAAAGCCACGGCCAUUAUGGCAGCACCCCCGCCGAGGACCAAAAAGGAACUCCAGUCCUUCCUCGGUAAGGUCAACUUUUUAAGGCGGUUCAUAUCCAAUUUGGCGGGAAAAAUCUGGCCAUUAACUCCUCUGCUCAAACUGAAAGACAUGGAAUGGUUCGUGUGGGGGGCAAAACAUCAAGCGGCCCUCGACGACAUCAAGCAAUAUUUAUCUCAACCACCGGUCCUUAUGCCGCCGAAAAGAGGGAAACCCUUGAGGCUUUAUAUUUCGGCUUCAGAAGGCUCUAUCGGUUGUCUGCUGGCCCAGAACAACGAGUCUGAGCGAGAGCAAGCAGUGCAUUAUCUGAGCCGCACCCUUAACAUGGCCGAGCUAAACUACUCACUGAUCGAGAAAUUAUGCUUGGCACUUUAUUUCGCGGCCACCAAGUUGGGCAUUAUAUGCUUCCUUCGGUCGUUCAGAUCAUCUCCAAGACCGACCUCAUCAAAUACAUGCUCACUCGGCCGAUCAUACGCGGCCGGAUCGGGAAGUGGACGAUGGCAUUGUCUGAAUUCACCUUCCAAUAUGUGGCUCAGAAGUCGGUCAAAGGCUAGGCAUUGGCCGAUUUCUUGGCCCACCACCUGGCUCAGGGGCAAGAGGAGAGUUGGAGGUUGA
Messenger RNA from Prunus armeniaca (apricot), 1089 nucleotides. The record is from the annotation of a GenBank genome assembly. NCBI's taxonomy places the organism in Eukaryota, Viridiplantae, Streptophyta, Magnoliopsida, Rosales, Rosaceae.